AAAUGAAGUCGCUGAGGUCCCCCACCCCCAAAAAAGGCAAUGGGGGUGACGCUCAGAGUCUGGGACUGGCCAUUUGCUCCCCAUUCAAUCUCCCCCAGCGCCUUCCCCCCGAGGAGGCGCUUUCUGUUCAGCCGUCUGGAGGGGCGCCAAGCCGGUGACAAAGGAGGCGCAGGGUGGGAGUUCAGGGCUCCGCUUGGAGGCCGGCUCAACUCCCCGUCUCGCUGGAGGGGGUCCGGAAGGGGCCCGGGCGGCCACGCUGUCCCCCUCCAGGCGAUGGCGACUCCAGCCAAGCACGUGUCCACAUACGUCCAGCAGGGCCCCACGUGUGUCCCCCCUACGGCCGGGCUUCUGCUCCUUGGCCACCGGCCCCCGUCCUACCCCGCGGGGACACGUGUGCGCGGGGAGCGCGCCCGGCACCGCCGGGGCCGAGCACGGCCUCCCACACUCCAGCGGCAGCGGGUCGCAGCAUCUGCCGGCGCGGGCCCCGCGAAGCCGCCUCGUCCGGGCAGAUGUCACCUCCCACAGCCGUCGUGGUGCCCCUCGCCCCCGCAGCCGGGCUGCACUCGGGUGGGCGCCGCCGAUGGGAGCCGCCCCGCGGGCACUCACCGCGCGCUCUGCCGCCGCCGCCGCCGCUCUCGCCUCCCCGCCGCGCCGCGCGCCCGGCUUCACCUAAGCGCGGGGGCGCGUCCGCUCGGCGCCGCGCGCGCUCCGCCCCCGGUCCUCGGUCCGCUGCGGCCUCUGGCUCCCUCUCCUGGCCGCCGCGGCCACUGCGCCCGGCGGGCCACAGCCCAGCGCCAAGCCCUCACCCUAGGUCCCCAAGGGUCUUCCCUGCGUGUCCGGCCUCGCGCCCGUGCAUGGGCCGGGGACCAGGGACUACUCCCGUCGGGCCAGCGGAUGGCGAGGUGCGCUGGGACGAGGUGUCCUAGGGGAGGAGCGGGUGCUGGGACCCGCUCCUCACCGCCACCAAAGGGCAGAUGUGCAAUCCCGCACAGGGUGACUUUAUAUCCAUCGGGGCUGCAGCCGUUACUCUGUAGCUGGGGCCCCCUCUCUCCCGGAGACCAGGACCAAGAGGAGGCGCUGGGCCGGAGACCCUCGCAGCAGGGGCCAGGCCUCUGA
Molecule: messenger RNA, 1116 nt
Organism: Physeter macrocephalus (sperm whale)
Lineage: Eukaryota; Metazoa; Chordata; Mammalia; Artiodactyla; Physeteridae
Gene: PANO1
Product: proapoptotic nucleolar protein 1
Source: RefSeq, a predicted model, not a curated record